GCGGCCUUUGCGGGACAGUAUUCCGUCAGUAAACACGCUCGUGCCGCGAAGCGAACGGCGGGGUAGAAACGAAAGAACCGGGGAGCGCAAAAAGCCUCGCGAGCGAGUCGAGAGAGCGAGGACAAAAAUUCGGUUACGAAGGGAACGCUAGAAGCGCGAGAAAAGAAACGGACGCGGGCGGGGUGAAGGGGAGAGCGGGAGAGGAAAAGAGAGCAGAGCUAGGUUAGACUUGUAGUCAACGUUAAAAAAGAGGUAAAAUAGGAGAGAGGGAGACGAAAAGUGGACAGACGCGCGGCGUUGAUGAAAAAAAAUCAAUCCGUUGUAAAAUCCGCGUGUCCCGGGUCGAACGACAAGCAAGACGGCGGCUGUCGGGAGUGGAAAGAGGGAAGGAGAGGGGGGGGAAGAGGGGAUAAUGGACGGAGAGACUGUGAGAGAACGCCGCAGGGGAAACAAUUAAAGACCGAUAAAAAGACAAAACAAAGAAAGAGUACCUCGAUGAAAAAGGGUGCUGGCGUAUUUUUCAAGAAAUAACAGAAAAAAAAAACGGGAAAAAAGAAGGCUUUAAUGUACGUGAAUCGAGCGCGUGGUACGCUCCAAGCGGCCACAAAUGAUUACUGGAGCCGCGACGGCGCCACGGUGGGAAGAUGUCAAACGCCUCGCCGUCGUCGCGACUCGUCAAUGGUAGUGAUAACAAUAAAACUAACGUAAACGUUGCAAGCUCGGGACGUGUGUUGGGCAUCGUCGGACUGGAUUAUCGCGAGUUCAUUGAUAACGUAAACAACGAGGAGGAAGCCGACGAGGAGGAGGAGGAGGAGGAGGAAGAAGACGAAGAAGAAGACGAGGACGAGGAAGACGACGAAGUUGUUAUUAACGAAAGAUCAUUAGUUUCGUGCGAAAGUAUAAUUGAUACGAGUACGGAUUAUCGGGAAGUUGUACUGACGUCUGUAGGUGGUGGGUGCGCGGUAGGACACGUUGAAACGACGACGACGCCGGUCGUAGUGACCAGUUGUACGGCUCGUGCCGCAUACAACAUGGUAGCGGCGAUGAACGAUCACCUGUCGUCAACGUCGUCGACGACAACGACGACAAACACCACGAGAUCCGUGUCACAGUGCACCGGACAAAAUAACAAUCACAAAAUCGAUUAUAAUAACAAAAUCAUCAAAAAUACUAACGAUAGUGGCAAUAAUAAUAAAAACACCGCUGCCGCCGGUAUAAUCAGCUUUCCCUGCGAUUUUGAUCAUAUGUACGCUAGCAUGACCGACAGCGGUACUGCCGCUGCCGCUGCCGCAGCAACCGCUACGUCCGCACUCGGCGUUAGUCCUCUGAGAGGCAACGAGGCGCGUCAAAACGACCUCACCGAAGUCAAACAUCUCAAAGAACUGUUGUUACUUCAUCUCGAUCUCAUUCAACAACAGUCCGAACAAAUUGUCACCAAGGACAAACUUCUCGCUGCUCUUCGACAGGAGAACGAGACGCUGAAAUUACGUUUGGAACGUAUGGACAGGCGUGUUAAUCUGCAAAAAUUACGUUCAGAGAGUACAGAAAAUUCAGCCACCUCUGAUCAUACGGGUCCUUGUUCACCGCCGAAUUUAAAUUCAGUUGGAAUGGUGGUGACAGCGACGGAGCAACAGCAGCAGCACCACAUUAAAAAUCCCCAGAGUUCUGAAAAUUCAUUGCCAACUUAUGGGGAAAGUUUUAAAAUUCGUUUGAACACGAGUGGUGGUAUAACAACAGUGAAGCAAGAGCCACUGGACGCGGUGAGUAAGGGUGAGACAAAAGGUGACACUUGCGGCGAUUCCAGACUCGAAUGGGAAGCCAAGAAGAAAAGACGUUCAGAUCCGACUCCUCUGGCACCGUCAGGGGGUAAAAGAAAGCGUGGAGUUUCAUGCUCUUCCUCAAUGAGUAACGACACCACAUCUACCAUCCCAGAUGGCAAAUCAUCGGCGCACGAAUCAAGCAGAAAACAUGAUAAAAAAGGCAAAUCGCUGUUGAAGAAAGAGUCGUGUCUCACAACCGAAGAACACUAUUAUACAGCGGUCGGCGACCCUAAUUAUCCUCUCAAUCCCAAAGUAACUUCUCCGGUUGACAACUCUAGCUCUCUUGAAGUCCCCAAUUGGAGGGUCAAAAUUUACACCAGUUGUUAUACUAUGGAAGGAACUGAAAAUCUCGAUGACGAGAUAUUCAACAAGAGACACUUGAAACUUGAAAAUGACGAGAGACGUAGGAAACGAUGGGAUGUCCAGAGGAUAAGAGAGCAACGACACGUUGAGAAAUUAAAACAGCGUCAAGAACGUCAGAAUCACCAUGCGACAUGUUACAACACAAAUCACACAGGGCCAUGCGCAUCGAAUAUGGAAGAAGAGACAAUAAUAUCGCUGUGGCCGGACGUUGAUCAGAUCCAGAAUUUGCAGAUCGAUUCUCAAUUACCGGUUUCAGCAUUUGGAGCGCCUAUACCCAAUUUUUCUUCCAGUGAAUUUUCAUUACCUUGGUUGCAUACAACGAGAUUGAAAACCCGUCGACCUAAGAGAUCGACCGGCAGAAGAAAAUCUAGGAGAUAAGUUUUUAUUAAGGCACUGCGUCAUUAUUUUCGAAUUUGACAAGGAAAAAAGGAAUUUUAAACUUCUGCAGUGGAAUUCGACGACGAUGAAAAUGCGUUUUAAUGAUAUACAUAUUUUUUUUUUCGUAAAUCCUCUCGUGCGUUAUUUCUGCUGUAUAAUCUAGGGCACCAAAGAUCUUUUUACGAAUGAUUAUUUUUCCUUCUACUUAUUUCUUUUUUUUAUAUAUAAAUGAAAAACGGUAAAAAAACCAUAAAAACGAAAUUGUAGACCGGAGUUUGAUUAAUAGUGCCUUUUUUACUGCUUUUUUUCGUCUCGCCAAUUCAUCAUAUCUAAUACGAGAGCGCGCGAAUAAAUUGUAAUAAAAAAAAAAUGUAAUGAUGGUGAAUCGAUCGCCAAACAAAUUGAAAACUAUUUCGUAAUUCUCGGACUUAGCUAGUAAGAAACAAUGUUGCGAGAGUGUUUUCCCUCCGUACCGAACGAAUGAUUGAAAAUAUACUAUUUUCUGUGUGACGAAAAGUGUAUAGUCGCAGGAGAGCGAGAGAUUUGGACGAAUGUUGAUUUUAGUGAGAUGAGAAUUCGGUGUGUAGAAGAGCACGUGGAAAACCAUGCGUGUAGUGAACGAAACUGUCAAAUUCUUCCAUAGCGUGGAGAAUUAGAGUGUGAAAAAGAUAAAAUACGAGAAUCAUUGAUAAUCCUUUAGAUCCGUUAACUAUAAAUUGUAUAUUUUUUAUUCAUUGUACAUCACACACGAGAAACAGACACACAAACACGUACACCCACAACAAUCCGACACCGUUUUUGCUACGAAAAGAAUGUAAGAGAGUCAAAAUCGUUAUAAAAUGACGAGAAAUUGAAGAAACGACGAAGGAUAAAGAAUAAUGUGGUCUUUCUUAGCUGUUAAGCACUAAAACACGAAUCCAAAUACUUUGAUCGACGACCUUGGAAAGCAAGAGAACAAAUUCUCAAUGUGAACAAAAAAAAUAGAAACUUCAAAAACAAAUUCUCGUCAAAAUAAUCUAAAACGUAAGAUUCGUCGCAGAAAAUCUAUAAUUCCUCUAUUAAUCGAUAUAACCAUAAAUGAGUGUGUCACGGAUGAUCCAGAAGUUUUCGAGGGCUUGAGAGAAUAGAACAGCGACGAUAAUAAACGAAAAUAAAAAAUAAAAAAACGCCGAUCGGCCGUCCACUUAAAUUAUCAGGACUUUGUGGAACCAGAUUUUAUCUAACGAGGUUUAGAAGAGCCUAAAGAGUACAAUAUAUAUAUUGACGAUUGUAAAUAAUAAAAUUUUAGAUUAAAACUUAA
This is a messenger RNA of Venturia canescens, 3861 nucleotides long. Its product is annotated as male-specific lethal 1 homolog. Lineage: Eukaryota; Metazoa; Arthropoda; Insecta; Hymenoptera; Ichneumonidae. Gene Ontology annotation, molecular function: chromatin binding. The record is from RefSeq and is a predicted model, not a curated record. Gene Ontology annotation, cellular component: MSL complex. The transcript is spliced from 4 exons. The coding region runs from base 645 to 2561 and encodes 638 amino acids.